UGGAUAACGUGUGUUUAUUAACAGGGAAUUGUAUCAAACAUAAUGGGAAUGGAAUUAGCAGCUGAGAAUGUCGAGCUGACAGAUGCAAAGUUGUUCUCUCGUGUUAGAGCUGCCCUUAAGUCUGCUCAUCAGGGUGACCUCGACCACUAUAAAGAGCUUCUUGAGUUUGUGCAAUGUGAUGAACGCCAUUCUGAUAAGGUUGCCCGGAAAGUGACAACUUUAGAAGCUUUGUCUGGAUCAGUUUUUUCUCUAGACAUUAUUCACCAUCGAUCUCUUGUUUCAUCUAUUUUAGGAAUGAGCAUGUGGAACUAUGGGACUGAUGUAAUGGAUGCUUUAAUGGAAUUCGUUAUAUCCUUGGUAUGUGCCUCUAGUCACUACAAAAACUACAGAAAUUAG
This is a messenger RNA of Lycium barbarum (goji berry), 396 nucleotides long. RefSeq lists its product as uncharacterized. Gene Ontology annotation, cellular component: nucleus. The transcript is spliced from 4 exons. Gene Ontology annotation, biological process: transcription initiation at RNA polymerase I promoter. Lineage: Eukaryota; Viridiplantae; Streptophyta; Magnoliopsida; Solanales; Solanaceae. The record is from RefSeq and is a predicted model, not a curated record. Bases 43 to 396 code for a protein of 117 amino acids. Gene Ontology annotation, molecular function: RNA polymerase I core binding; RNA polymerase I general transcription initiation factor activity.